CCCCGGAGGCGGCGGUGGCGGUGGUGGCUGUCGCUCGGGGCAUGGUCCCCGGGUCCGAGGGCCCGGCCCGCGCCGGGGGCCUGGUGGCUGACGUGGUGUUUGUGAUCGAGGGCACGGCCAACCUGGGGCCCUACUUCGAGGGGCUCCGCAAGCACUACCUGCUCCCGGCCAUCGAGUAUUUCAAUGGUGGUCCUCCUGCGGAGACGGACUUCGGAGGAGACUAUGGGGGGACCCAGUACAGCCUCGUCGUAUUCAACACAGUGGAUUGCGCCCCCGAGUCCUACGUCCAGUGUCACGCCCCUACCAGCAGCGCCUAUGAGUUUGUCACCUGGCUCGAUGGCAUUAAGUUCAUGGGUGGAGGAGGUGAGAGCUGUAGCCUCAUCGCCGAGGGCCUCAGCACCGCCCUGCAGUUGUUCGAUGACUUCAAGAAGAUGCGAGAACAGAUUGGCCAGACACACCGCGUCUGCCUCCUCAUCUGCAACUCGCCGCCGUACUUGCUGCCUGCUGUGGAGAGUACCAUGUACUCGGGGUACACGACAGAGAAACUCGUGCAGAAGAUUGGGGAGCAAGGCAUCCACUUCUCCAUCGUGUCUCCCCGGAAGCUGCCUGCUCUGCGGCUUCUGUUUGAGAAGGCGGCUCCCCCAGCCCUACUGGAACCUCUGCAGCCACCGACAGAUGUGAGCCAGGACCCCCGGCACAUGGUGCUGGUGCGGGGGCUUGUGCUGCCCGUCGGAGGUGGCUCAGCCCCAGGACCCCUCCAGCCAAAGCAGCCCGUCCCACUGCCUCCAGCCCCCACCUCUGGUGCCGCGCUCUCAGCAGCACCCCAGCAGCCUCUGCCCCCCGUGCCUCAGCAGUACCAGGUCCCUGGGAAUCUGAGUGCGGCUCAGGUAGCUGCCCAGAACGCAGUGGAGGCCGCCAAGAACCAGAAGGCUGGGCUGGGCCCACGCUUCUCACCCAUCAACCCUCUCCAGCAGGCUGCUUCAGGAGUGGGUACCCCCUUCAGCCAGGCUUCAGCCCCCCCAAUGCCCCCGGGGCCCCCUGGAGCCCCGAAGCCAACUCCCGUGUCCCAGCCCAGCCUGGUGUCCAGCGUGGCUCCCGGCUCAGGCCUGGCUCCCCCUGUGCAGACUGGGGCACCAUCCAUGGCAGGCUCGGUGGCCCCAGGAGGUGUGAGCGGCCCCUCCCCGGCCCAGUUAGGGGCUCCAGCACUUGGGGGGCAGCAGUCAGUGUCCAACAAACUUCUGGCCUGGAGUGGGGUCCUCGAGUGGCAGGAGAAGCCAAAGCCCGCCUCUGUGGAUGCCAACACUAAGCUGACGCGCUCUCUGCCCUGCCAGGUCUACGUGAACCAUGGAGAGAACCUGAAGACGGAGCAAUGGCCGCAGAAACUGAUCAUGCAGCUCAUCCCCCAGCAGCUCCUGACCACCCUGGGCCCUUUGUUCCGGAACUCGAGGAUGGUCCAGUUCCACUUCACCAAUAAGGACCUGGAGUCCCUUAAAGGCCUCUAUCGCAUCAUGGGCAAUGGCUUCACCAAGGCCCUGAGUCCCGUGAAGCAUUCUCUCAAG
Molecule: messenger RNA, 1559 nt
Organism: Chrysochloris asiatica (Cape golden mole)
Lineage: Eukaryota; Metazoa; Chordata; Mammalia; Afrosoricida; Chrysochloridae
Product: mediator of RNA polymerase II transcription subunit 25-like
Exons: 14
Biological process (GO): positive regulation of transcription by RNA polymerase II
Cellular component (GO): transcription regulator complex; mediator complex
Source: RefSeq, a predicted model, not a curated record